Molecule: messenger RNA, 1455 nt
Organism: Cavenderia fasciculata
Lineage: Eukaryota; Evosea; Eumycetozoa; Acytosteliales; Cavenderiaceae
Exons: 3
Coding region: 1-1455 (484 amino acids)
Source: RefSeq, a predicted model, not a curated record
AUGGAUAGUUAUGAUGAUGAAAAAGAACAAAUCAUCUUCAAUAACAUUAAAAAGAGAUCAUUGGAUGACGACAAUCGCAGUUGUAUUAUUUGCAAUCAUAUGAUCAUUUCUCCAACAACAACAACACAUAAUAAUAAUAGUAAUAGUAUUAAUAGUGAAAAGAUAAUAAGUGAUCAUUAUAGACAAUGUCUAAAAGCAUUGAACAAUGUAGUGAACCGAACAUUUAUCCAGAAAGAAAAUGAGGAGGAGACUAUAGUGGUAGAAAAUAAUCAUUAUUUUCAAAACAAUAUGAUUAGAAACUCAAUGGUAGAGAUAUUAAAGUUUCAAGAUGAUAAUCGAAAUGUUGUCAAUUUAAUGAUGACUUUACCUAUGACAUUUAUGAUUGAAUGUUUCGAGACAUCGGAGAGGAUGAGACACUUGCCAAGACAAUAUUAUAGAUUGGUCGUCGACCAAGACAAAGAUUGGGAUCACUUGAUCAAAAACAAGUAUAACCUUAUUGGUCCAACCUGCAAAGAGUUGGUAAUCAAUAGGGAUAUAUGCGCUGACCAAUGUCCAACUCUACCAAACCACUUUACACGUUUCAUAUUUGGAAAUGAGUACAGUUUGAAGUUGGCCAAGGAUUCUUUACCAGUCACUACCACACACUUACGAAUUGGGUAUUCAUAUGACCAACAUCUCUAUUUACCACCAUAUCUCGAAACUUUAAUAUUGGAUGGUGAAGAAACCACUAUUGUCAAUAACGAUGGUUGCAGUAUUCUGCCACCAACACUUCAAACAUUGUCAAUAUUAGACACCCAUCUAUUAUUGGAUCAGUUAACUCUACCAAUUGGAUUAAAGAGACUUUUCAUUAGUACGGUGGGUGAUCUCAUCGAAUUGAUCGAUGGAUCAUCCAUCCCCAACACAGUGACUGAUCUAGACUUGGGAGCAUUCCUUGUUGGUGCCAAUACCACCAUUCCGUCGUCAGUCACCAAAUUGACCAUUAAUUUCCACCCAAUUAGCAAGAACCAUCUCGCCAUUCCAUCGUCAGUUAAACACCUCAAAGUCACAUUUAAAAAUGUUAAUCCUUUUGAACCAACUGUUUUGAUGCCUGAACACUUUCCAUCUCAUUCAUCCAUCAAGCAUCUUGAACUAUGUAGUCGUUGCUCGAUUGGACCAGGUUCUAUUCCUCCAUCGGUUCAACACCUCCAAUUCAACGGUAUCGACAAUGCACCAACAAAUAUUCCAAAUACUGUCAGAGAAAUCACACUCAGUGGUGAUAUUUACCAAUUCUUUAAAUCAGAGAUGUCAGACUCUGUCACACAUUUCACAAUUACCGGUGGUCUAUUCAUGCCACUGGUGUUUGCCAUCCCGGAUUCAACCACCCAUCUUUUCCUUUCAAUGGAUCAAUACCCAGAUCUCACCCCCACCGACUUGCCAUCAUCGGUAACUCAUCUCAAAUUUGGUAAGAUAAAAUAG